AUGGAUGAAAAAGUAUUUCUAUGGACAUCUGAACUCAAUAAGAAGUUGUUUAAACUACGAUUUGAAAAUGAUGGUUUGUUUAGGAAAAAGAAACAACCGUGGAGGGAAUUUUACAAAAUUUUACUUGAGAAUGGUUUUCCCAAGGAGAUGACAAUAAAUCAUGUAAGAAAAAAGUGGUCAUAUACAUAUGAUACCUACAAAAUAGCUAAGAAAACAAAAAAUAAAAAUUGGAAAUAUUAUAAAUUAUUUGAUAAACAUUUUGGUAAAACAAAAAUAUUAGAUAAAUAUGAUUCUUGGAGUGAUGAGUGGCGUCUGAAAUUAAUUACUUGCAUUUCAGAAGCGACUAGCCAUAAAUAUGACUUUCAAACUAUGUGGAAGAAUAUUGAGAAAGGUUUGAGGAACCAAGACAUGCCAAAAGAUUGUUGUGUUCAAGAUAUUAAAGGAUUAUGGCAACACAUCAGAACAACAUUCAAUAGAAAACAUAGACUGAAAUUGAAAAAGGGCUCAGAUUCAACUCAAUGGCCAUUGUAUGAUGUAAUGUUUAAAUAUUUCGAAAAUUAUGAACCAGAAUAUCUGCUGAAUUUGGAGAAUGAAUCUGCCGUUGAAUUUGGCGUAAGACAGAGGAGUCUAUCGAGGUACUGCAAGAAAACGCGUAAGGACGAUGAUGAUGAUAUUGACAAUGAAAGUGACUUUCAAUGGUCGAAAGAUAUAACAGAAACAUUUAUACAAAUUAGACUGCAAAAUGACUGGAUCUUUAGUCAGAAAAAGUGGGCUUGGAAUGAUCUUCGUAAAAUAAUGGUUGAAGAAUAUGGCUUCCCUAUUACGUUAACGAGUAGGGAAAUUUGCCGAAAAUGGGCCGCUACAUUUUCUGAAUACCAAAAAGCUAAAGCCACGAACAAUAAAUCUUGGGUUUACUACAAUCUCUUUGAAGUAUAUCUGGGAGAAGGCAGUCACUUGAAAACAUUAAAUCCUCUUGUAAACUGGCAAGAGCAAUGGGUACACAAUCUAAUUAGCACCAGGAUAGAUUUGGAACAUUUAUUCAAGUUUUCAUUGAAAGAUCAAAGCGGCGGGUGGAGAGAAGUUGAGAAAAGAUUGCGUAACCUUGGCCUUCCUCAGGACCACAGUUUGCUUGAUCUUCCGGAGAUAUGGACUCAUUUGCUGAAAACAUUCAGGUGGAAGAAGAAAUUUGCUACCAAAGGCAUCCUUAACGAGCAUUGGCCGUAUUAUGAAGCUCUGGCUCGAUAUGUAGAGUCGCACACCUCAAGAAGGCCAAAUCUGAAAGAGAAAGACCACGACGAGAGGGAGAUGGAUGAUUCUGCAGUGGGGGACGAUUGUGAGGACGAUAUGAAACUGCUAGACCUAAAACAGCGCUGGAGAUUGGAGCCCAAGUACGAGACAGAUGCACACCACUGCCGAUCUUGUUACAACGAACAAGCGUCGGUUAAUAUAUUUGAGAAAGUCGAUGCCGAAGGAAUGGAUGUUGCUUGCAAGCUCCGAGUCAUCGGCGGGAUUGAAAUCGACAAAUCGGAUAAUUUGCCGCCACAGAUUUGUGCGAGAUGCCUUCAGGAAUUGGAAAACGCGUACAAUUUCCGUCGAAAGUGCCAGGAUGUUGACAAGCACUUGCGUAAAGAGACAUUUAAUGGAAUAAAAAUCGAGAUUACCGAAAAAGUCGAAGAAAACCAGGAGAAUCAGGACCACAACAACAUAAACAUUUCGAGAGAAAAACUUGACCAUAACAACUUCGAUGAUAUAGACAUGCAUAACGAUGACAUUCCCGGUGAAUCGGAAAUCAAAAUUGAACCCAAACCGGCCGUUGUGAAGAAGCAAACACCGAAAGCGAUGCGCAAGAGGAAAAAGGUUCGCAAACUUAAGUACGACUAUUGGAAAGUGUGCGAAGUUUGCGGGAAGCACACCAGGAACCUGGUCAGCCAUUUGGACAUGCAUUCUACCGGGAAGCCGUACUCUUGCAAUGUGUGCGAUAAAAGAUUCAAAUUCAAGAGUGGGUUGGUGAUCCAUAAGGCAGUGCACAAUCCCACGCCGCGUAAGACGUGCGAAGUUUGCGGCAAAACAUUCCAUGUGCUCGCGCAGUACCGCCGGCACUAUGUAUACCACGCGAAUGAGAGGAAGUACGCUUGCGAGACAUGUGGCAAAAGAUUCAACACUUUGGACAUAUUGAAGGUUCACAACCGAACACACACUGACGAGAGACCGUUCAGCUGUCAGGAGUGCGGCAAAACUUUCAGAACGGCGGGGUGCGUCAGUAGGCAUAAAAGAAUUGUACAUAGAAAUUUGAAAGCUCAAUAA
Molecule: messenger RNA, 2304 nt
Organism: Chilo suppressalis (striped riceborer)
Lineage: Eukaryota; Metazoa; Arthropoda; Insecta; Lepidoptera; Crambidae
Source: the annotation of a GenBank genome assembly